AUGCACCACCAGCUCUCGGUCCUAGUAGAAGGUCCCGGCCUGACCCCGACCGCCCGCUCCCACUGGUCCUUCCUCCUCUCCACGCCCCCGCACCACCUCGGCCUGCUCCUAAACGUCGUCGUCCUCGACCACGCCACCUUAACCUACGGAUUCGAAGCCCGGAGCGGCCAUCCGGUGACCACCACCUCUAGCGAAGGGCGCGUCGUCAUCGCCGACAUCCCGGCGAACAGGUAUCGGGAGGUGGUGGAGGUGGUGAGUAGGGAGGCAGCGCCGAGGGAUGGGGUGGACCGCUGCCAAGACUGGAUCCUCAGCGCGCUUAUUAGUCUAGAAGCCGAGGAGCUGGUUCCCGCGGGCACGGCCGCGCUCGUCUCAGAGAUGGUUGGGGAGACGGCUGCGAGUGUCGCUGCGAGGCCGGGGGAGAGGUGGAUCCCCUCUGGGCCAGGUUAG
Messenger RNA from Mytilinidion resinicola, 447 nucleotides. RefSeq lists its product as uncharacterized. The transcript has 2 exons. The record is from RefSeq and is a predicted model, not a curated record. Bases 1 to 447 code for a protein of 148 amino acids. NCBI's taxonomy places the organism in Eukaryota, Fungi, Ascomycota, Dothideomycetes, Mytilinidiales, Mytilinidiaceae.